UAUUCCAGAAUCUUCGUUCAAACAAUUAUCAACCCUGCAACCUUAUUCUGUCUUGUCUCCGGCGGCAUCUCUAUCUUCUCUCCAUUUCCAGCCUUAGUUUUCUCGGCAAUGGCACACUCAGACUUCAAGAAAGUUCAGAUCCAGAGGGACGAUACUGUGUUUGAUGCUUAUGUGGUUGGCAAAGAUGAUGCACCAGGAAUUGUUGUACUUCAGGAAUGGUGGGGUAUUGACACUGAGAUCAAGAACCAUGCUCUGAAAAUCUCUCAAUUUGGAUCUGGCUACAAAGCACUUAUUCCAGACUUGUAUAGAGGUAAAGUCGGUCUAGAUGUUGCGGAAGCACAGCAUUUGAUGGAUGGGCUUGACUGGCAAGGUGCUGUGAAGGAUAUAAAAGCAUCUAUUAACUGGCUCAAAGCAAAUGGUUCAAAGAAGAUUGGAGUGACUGGAUUUUGCAUGGGUGGUGCUUUAUCUAUUGCAAGUUCUGUUUUACUCCCUGAGGUGGAUGCUGUUGUAGCUUUUUAUGGGGUUCCUUCAUCAGAGCUUGCUGAUCCUGCUCAAGCUAAGGCACCUCUGCAGGCUCACUUUGGUGAGCUUGAUAACUUUGUUGGGUUUUCAGAUAUCACGGCUGCCAAAGGUUUGGAAGAGAAGCUGAAAGCAUCUGUAGUACCUAAUGAGGUACACAUUUAUCCAGGCACUGCACAUGCUUUCUUGAACAGGUCUCCUGAAGGUAUUCAGAGGAAGAAAGAUAUGGGAAUUGCUGAUGAAGACGAAGCUUCAGCUGAAUUAGCCUGGUCUCGUUUCAGCUCGUGGAUGAGCAGUUAUCUUUCCGCCUGAGCAAUCUGGAUACAUUCUACUUUCUGAAAUAUCACUUUGAAGCUUGUGUGUGUGGAAAUUCUAGGAAAAUAAAGUAUCUUGUUAAGACUAAUAAUAUUCACAUACUUCUUAAUCUGGAUCCAGAUAAAACUGCAAUAAAUUUUUGAAUUUGAGU
Impatiens glandulifera is the source of this 985-nucleotide messenger RNA. RefSeq names its product protein usf. The record is from RefSeq and is a predicted model, not a curated record. NCBI's taxonomy places the organism in Eukaryota, Viridiplantae, Streptophyta, Magnoliopsida, Ericales, Balsaminaceae. Gene Ontology annotation, molecular function: hydrolase activity. The transcript has 5 exons. The coding region runs from base 109 to 831 and encodes 240 amino acids.